Molecule: messenger RNA, 14894 nt
Organism: Podarcis lilfordi (Lilford's wall lizard)
Lineage: Eukaryota; Metazoa; Chordata; Lepidosauria; Squamata; Lacertidae
Source: the annotation of a GenBank genome assembly
GCCGCUCAGCGUUAUGCAACGGCCGCCCUGGAGGCUUCUGCUGACCCGCCGGCUCUUGGGGAUGUCGAUGCUGUUGCUGCUGCCUCAGGGACUGGUGGGUGAGUACGAGGAAGGCAGGCGAGUGACGACGGAGCCUCUAGCUGCCUCUAGCGACCGCUGAGCCUCCCUUUCUCCCCGCCACCUGCCCCUUCCCCUCCCGCCUGCUGGCCUCCCCGCCCUCUCUCCUCGAGCUUAGAGAGGCUUCGCAAAACGCGGCGCGCGAGUGGGCGGGUCUUUCCAGGCGCCUGAGGUAAACGCGGAUGUCCCCCAGCGGCCCGCCAGGUGGCGCCGAGGUGUCCGUCCUCCUCAGCCGCGAGGCGGUUGCAAGCCGCCCGCCGCGUCCCAGGCUGCGGCCUCCGUCGGCAGAGCCAGUUGGGCUGUCCAUCCUCCCAAGGGGACUUUCUCUGCCAGGCGGCCUUUCUUACUCCCGAGGAAGCACGCAUGGGGAAGACCUUGAUGCCUCCCACAGGGGGCUUUUAGGGCGAUUGACACAAUAAUAGUGCCUUAGCGGUGGGGUUGUUCUACUUUAUUCUGUGGUGCUUCACUAACUCAUUAUAUAUAGAUAAUACACACACACACACACACACACACACACACACACACGAGCUAGCUGCAACGCAUAGGUCAGUUAGUUAACUAUUUUUAUUUAUUUACUUACUUACUUGAUGGGGGGGCAGCUGUAGAAUGAAGAACCUAAGGUUAAUAUCAAAUACAUAAAAUCAUAUGGACAAGACAAAACAAACUGUGCAGGGUCUUUAUACCUAGUUGCUUAUCUAGCUAAGCGCUUUGAGAGCACCUGGUGAUCCACCAGAAUUCAGGAUUUCAGGGCUUUCCGGUGGAGGGAAUACCACCAGUAGCAUUCCACCUGCCAGUACAAUUCAGUGGACAAAGGGACAAAGGGGGAAAUCUUUGCUGGCAGAGUGACACAAGUGGCACACUGUCAGCAAAAAGAGCCACCAGAAAUGUCUUCACUCAAUCUACACACACACCAACUUGGCAUAGGGUGAUUGUGGAUUGCAGCCCAUAAAUUGCAAAGCCUAUAAAUUCUACACGGGAUAUUUGGCAACAUGAGAAAUAAAGCUACCCCAACAAAAAAAUGAGAUCCAUGUUUCCAUUACAUCACAUCUAAAAUAAGACUUUCUAUAGAAUAUAGAAUUCUAUGAUUCUAUUCUUGACAUGGCACAGAUACCAAAGUGCAUCUGGCUGCAGCCUUUGUUAUUUGUGUAAGUGAAUCAGAUAAUCUCAGAUUAAUGGUGUGUGAGCCUUUCCUGGUCAUCUCUGUAAAAAAGAGUGCUUUUUUCUGGUGGUACACAAUGGUACGUAGUAUCACCACCUUUGGGGUGGGGGUGGGGAGACAGGAGGUCUCUCAGACCCCCGUCAGAGUAUCACACCUCAUUCACUAAUCUGGGUAAAUGCAAGGCGCGAGCCCAUGUGCUGGCAGAAUGUUGGAUUCAUUCCUGGCUAAUUUAUGGGUUCAUUAUUUUAUGAUAGUGUAUGUAUGUGCUUCAUGCCUACCUGUUAUUGCAUUUUACUAUUAGGAGGGCCCAAGAUAUGUAUGUAUGUAUUUUACUGCUUGUCAACUGCUACAGAGGUUUUAGCUUGAGAAGUGUUAUAGAGAGUAAAGAGACAUGUUCUUUAUUUUCUGUGGAAAAACUCCAGUUGAAAAGAGUUAGCUGAAGGAUUUUUUUAAAGGGAUCAGAUUAAGAUGGUUUUGUCCUAGACCUGCGGCAGAUGUAAAAAAAAAAUCUGUGUCAAAGGUGGAUUGACGACUCAUUGGGAAGGAUGAGGAUCCUGGGUUCCUCCAUUACACUGACAAGCUGCCAAAGAGAUCUGAAACUGUGCUAGACUGAGAGCUGGUAAUUAAUUUCUUCUCACUGGAGAAAACCUCCCCACCCCACCUCAGAAAAACUAGUUGCUAAGGACGGCACAAACCAACAAGGCUUAGGACCACCACCACGAACCUUGCAGAGCUUGUCAUAGGCUGGGAGGCCUGGGAUGUUUGUGACAUGACAGUGUAAGUGUGGCAGGCCCCUGGCAGGGCCUUCCAGCCUGCUUAGCCCCCGAGGCCUGGGGCAAGUGUGCCCAGUUGUCCUCCUUCCUUGCAUGGGCCUGGCUUAGGAAACUGUGAUAGAUCUACCACCCAUAAGGAUUGCUCUGCUCAUUUCCUUCAAAAGGCAUUCCAGUAGGAACAUUUUAUUUGAAAUUAACAAGAACUGUGUAAGAACAUCAUCAGAGCUAGUUUCACUGGAGCUUGCAGAAGAGAAGAUUAAGGAUAUUGAGUCCUCAGUGUGAAAGGUGUCUGCUAAUACACACUGUUUAAUGAACUCAACUUAAAACACUUUCACUGCAUUGUCAGUGUUUUUCUUUCAUUAUUGUUUGUUAUAAUUAUCCCAUAUUUAGUUUUUUAGAACAAAUAUAGUGAAACUGUAAACAGGAUUUUUACUUCCCAAGGCUUAUGUGUCAUAUUAAUCUUUGUCUUUUUAUAUGAACCCAGAGACCUGUGAUGUUGACGAUUUACCAAUAUUUCCCUUUUCUGAGGUCGGUAUGUAUAUAUAUGACCACUUCGCAGUAUAUGGAUGCAAAGAAGGUGCUGUAAGAGUGCAUGAUAAAACUAACACAACUACAUGUAUUAACGGUUCCUGGACACCGUUGUCAGACCCCUGUCAUGGUAUGUGUUGCUCUAAACGUGUUCGUUUAUUUUGGUGAUUUCUAAAAAGUUACUCUAAUGCUUUAAACAUAAGAAAUAUAAAGCUGCUCUUAAUUUGUGGUUGUGAUCGUACCCACACUUACUUAGAAAUAAACUCUAAUGAAAUAAGAAGUAGAUUGCUGGAAGAAAUAUCAACAACCUCAGAUAUGCAGAUGUCACAACCUUGAUGGCAGAAAGUGAGGAGGAAUUAAAGAACCCUUUGAGGGUGAAAGAGGAGAGCGCAAAAUAAGGUCUGAAGCUCAACAUCAAAAAAACUAAGAUCAUGGCCACUGGUCCCAUCACCUCCUGGCAAACAGAAGGGGAAGAAAUGGAGGCAGUGAGAGAUUUUACUUUCUUGGGUUCCAUGAUCUCUGCAGAUGGUGACAGCAGUCACAAAAUUAAUAGACGCCUGCUUCUUGGGAGAAAAGAAAUGACAAACCUAGAUAGCAUCUUAAAAAGCAGAGACAUCACCUUGCCAACAAAGGUCCGUACAGUUAAAGCUAUGGUUUUCCCAGUAGUGAUGUAUGGAAGUGAGAGCUGGACCAUAAAGAAGGCUGAUUGCCGAAGAAUUGAUACUUUUGAAUUAUGGUGCUCUUGAGAGUCCCAUGGACUGCAAGAAGAUCAAACCUAUCCAUUCUUAAGGAAAUCAGCCCUGAGUGCUCACUGGAAGGACAGAUCCUGAAGCUGAGGCUCCAAUACUUUGGCCACCUCAUGAGAAGAGAAGACUCCCUGGAAAAGACCCUGAUGUUGGGAAAGAUUGAGGGCACAAGGAGAAGGGGACGACAGAGGACGAGAUGGUUGGACAGUGUUCUUGAAGCUACCAACAUGAGUCUGACCAAACUGCGGGAGGCAGUGGAAGACAGGAGUGCCUGGCAUGCUCUGGUUCAUGGGGUCAUGAAGAGUCGGACACAACUAAACAACAACAACAAAGACAGCAGGUGACAGAAAUGGUGGCCAACUCAUGCCUGGGGCCUGCAGGACCCCUUUUUUGUGGGGAAUAUUUGUACUCAAGAUGGCUUUGUUUGUCAUAAGUAAUAAACCUUAAGGUUUUCUUGUGCUCUCAACAUGCACUCCAGACUAUUUCUCUCUGCACAUCAGUGCAGCGUAUUUACCAGACUCCCAACAGUUCUAUCCAAGUUUUGCCUAUUUGCUAAAUUGUUCAAUAUUUUUCUAGGAAUUUCUUGUGUAGUUCCUCCAAGUAGUCUUGAUGGCUCUCACAAUGGGACUGGGACUUAUCCUUAAGAAAUAGUGAUAAAAUACCAUUGCAAUGAGACAUUAUUGGUCAUUGCAGCACCUUCCAUUUCUUGUGAUAUUGUUGCUAAUAACAGUAAAGCACAGUGGAGAGGGGAAUUCCCUCUACCCACAUGUGGAGGUUGAUUUUCUUUUCAUAACAAUUAUAUCUGCAGUGAUGCUAUUAAAAAAGCCUACUGACUUGCUAGGAAGCUGUGUGCUGCUAUGUCCAGAUCAGUGAUAGGAUUUUAUAAAUACAUGUGUAUGUUUCCUGCUUCCCUGAGUGCUCCAGUGUUUUGCCAAGUUUGUCUUCCUUUUGAAGGAGAAAUCACUGGAGACAGAUGUAUAUUUGAAAAUAAGCCAAACAUUAAAAGAACAAAUAGAAUAAUGCUGGAGGAAAACAGAAUAUGCACUUAUAGCAGGCCACUGGAAUUGCUGCCCCUGCCAUCCUAUCUCUUAUCACUCCUGAUUCAUAAAGAUGCUAGCUAGCUAGUUGUCAAUGACAAUUACAUAAGCAGAAUUAUUUGACUCUUCAUGUUUUCCUAUUAACUGUUUGAUUGCUAGGAAUCUGAUUUCCCAAUAGUGCAAAAGCUAAUUUACAGAAAGAUAAUGUUGAACCCUCACAGGAGAUGGAUUUAUUUUAUCAACCAAUAAUCUUGCACAACCAUUACAAAAGUAUUCCUCAAACAGGAAAGCACUCGUCUGAAAAGCUGUUCCUCUUCAGAAAUGUGCUUCAUGCAGUAAACAAUGUAUUCAGGGGGCAAAGACAAGCUGCUGGUGGGCCUGGGGAAAUGGUGUGGGGUUAAACCUCUACUCUCUCAUCCACAUUGCAAUCCUAAUCUGAAUUGAAGCUUAGUGAGACUGCUUUUCCUGCAGAAAGUGGCCGGUUCUAAGACCACUUAAAAGAAAAGUAUGCUUGUCAUAACAUGCAUUUGACCCUUAGUGGCUGUUCCUUUAGGUGAUUAUACUAAAGUUGCACAAUUAUAAAUGGUGAACAAAUUAUAGCAACCCAAUACAUAAAGUGAGUCUAAACAUUUCUUUCUUAAUGAUAAUAUAUAUUACUCCAGCUAUUGGGUUAGCCAAUGGUAAACAUAGCCCUUGGACCAAAAAGGGGUUGGCCACUCCUGAUCUAGAUUAAUGAUUUAGGAGAGAAUAAUUUUUAAUAAGUUUCAUCAGAAAAUACCCCAUUCUCAAGAGAGCAGAAAUGUAAAUAUUCUAGUUUUUAAGGAGUACUGCUUUUUAAUUUUACUUUUCACUUUCAGUUAUGUGUGCCAAUCCAGUAGUUCCAGAUGGAAUAAAAUUAAGUGGAUUUAGAGAUUCCUAUACCUAUGGCAGCAGUAUUACAUUUGAAUGUAAAAUUGGAUACUUCUUAAUCGGCAGUUAUUUUAUUCGCUGUGAGGAGAACGGUUCUUGGGUCCCUGAAGUGCCAUCCUGCAAAAAGAGUAAGGCUUUGAAAAAAGCACUGGAUUAGAAUAUAAUUUUGUUAUUCCACAAUAAAAAGCCAUUUAAACAUAGGGAACUGGCAUGUUUAAAAAGGAGUAAAGAAUGUUGGCCACCAAGGUGUAUUUUUGUGUUAUAUCUCACAAAGUUCAGAGAACCAAUUGAGCUUUAAUGCUUAAACAUUAGUAUAAUAAUGGUUCACUAAUGCAGAAGAAGGGGCAGCCCAAAUUUGAAAAUACAUUUGUUAGUUUUGCAUGUGUCUACUCCAGUGGGGAGGACAGAAAGUAAAAUCAUAGUAGGAAGUACCGUAGUGUCUGGAGUUCACCAGUGCUAGGAGGAGACAAUUAAGGAAUCCAAGGCAGAACGUAAUCAAAAGGUGGAAUGCAUAAAGGCUGCUGUAUGGAGCUGCAAGUUCAGCUCAGCUAAGUUACAAGCAGCAAAGGCAAGGUUGGGGCUGUGUGUGCGCAAUCGUAGAACUGCUAGAGUGGCAGCGAAAGCCGCGGCUCUGAGUUUGCUGCUGCCCUAGGGCUAGCCAGGUAAGCAAGAAUGAUGCUGGUGUUCAGCAUCCGCCCCAUCACAUGAACCGUUGCUAGACUUAUAAAAGUCAGAUGGCCAAUAACCUGUUAUACUCGGCCCACCAUCCGUUUGUUGAUACUAUACCAAACUUCAAGCAGUGUGAUCAACAGAGUCUGCACAGCUCUAGCAGAGUCAUUGAGCAGAAUGUCAGGUUCUUCCUGCUUUCCAGUAGUCAGCCUUUUCUGGAGUUCCCAGUUCAGAAAACUCUUUGCUCAGACAGUUCAGUUCAAAUUAUAUAAACUGUUCAAUGUCUCAUGACACAAGACAAAAAAUAAACACACUAGCUACAUAAAAUCUAAGAGAUGCAGCUGCAUCAUGAACUAAUCUACUAUAAUUCAGUUCUUGUGGUUUUAAAAAUAAAUCUUGUAAAGACCCAAGUUUAUAGAGAUCCACUAGCACUUUACCAUGCUAGCUCACCAUGCUAUGUUAUCGCCAUAUAGCAUGUUACCUCCAGCUUGACUGCCGAUAACUUGGAAGUACCUCACAUUCAGCCAGUGCUGGUGAUUCCAACCUUGGCUUUAUACCCACCACAGCAUGUAUACACAUUCCUUAGAGAAAGGGAGGGUGGAUGAUUCCCUACUCCUGGCCUAGGACCUACACCUUGCCAAAUGGUCUAGGACCUACACCUUCCCAAGUGCAAUAUUUUAAAGAAGUCCAUUGAAAUCUAGCUUACACAGAGAUUUUGUAGCUUCACUCAUCACAUAGAUGUUAGUCAUUUGUUUCUGAAAGGGUAACUCUUAUCCCGUUUGCCUAAUAGCAUUUGUUUUACAAGCAUGCCCAAUGUGUGACUGCACAGAAAACAUUUCAAGAACAAAAGUUUAAGAAUAAUUUAACUUUUCUCCUGUUGUGUUCAAAAGAAUAGGGUUUGCAUGACUUGCCAUGACGUAAUUGGUGUUAAACUGUUUUGUGCCUUCUUACAGAGCUCAAAAACAGGGCCGUCUUAAGCAUAUACAGUGCCGGGGUGCAAAGAUCCGCCUGGUGCUCCUAGGUUGCCCAGAGUUGUCAACCUUUUUUAAGGGGGGGACCCCAAAGUUGUUUAGGAAAUAGUUGUUUACCUUUAGAACAGUUGUGGGAUGCAGGGACUCAAAGCGCCAACCAACGGGGGUGCCAGCGCCCCACGCACAGGGGUGUACAAAGGGGGUGGGGGUUCCAUGCUGGGGACGAUGACAAAAUGUUGGGUGGCACAGUCACUGGGCUGUCCGCCCGCUGCCUCCACACACCCCUGCUGCAUGGCGGCUGUUUUGGCUGCGCAUGCAGCACCUGGAGCGCCAUGAAACGUUGUGGGCGCUGCGUGGCGCAUCCUGUUGCAUGCGCCAAGCUGCGAGUUCCUUUGCUGGCUUUUCCGCUGUCGGCGCAUGUUCCCAGUGCCUCCCAAUAUGGGGUGCCAGUGCAGAAUGACGGGGAAUGCAAGCGGCAGCAGAGGAAACAUCACCGGACAGGAUCCGCAUGCUCCUAUUCGUCAGGAUUUGUUGUUGCCGUCGGCGCGUGGCAGAUCCCGUCUGGAGAUAACGUUUGCAUUCCCCAUUGUUCUGCACUGGCACCCCACGUUGGGUGGUGCUGGGAGUGUGCGCCAACAGUGGAAAAGCCAGCAAAGGAACCCGCAGCUUGGCACAUGCAACAGGAUGCACUGCGCCACGCCCACGUUACAUGGCGCUCCGGGCGCGGCACUGAAACAGCGGCCAUGCAGCUGGGGGAAGAGUUGACAGCUGAGCGGAGCAGAACCUGUCGGAGCCCUGCAGGCUCUUCUGCUGCGGGCUGCUCAGUGCAAGUUCGGGGGCAAGCGUUGGAGUCCGGCUGUUGGCGGCUCUUCCUCGGACUCCAAUACUCGGCCCCAGGCUCUUGGUCUGGCACCCCUGAGAGCCUGGCACCCGGGUGCCAUGCACCCCUAGCGCCAAUGGUUAGGACGGCCUGCUCAAAAAUCCAGGUACCUGACACAAUGGCGGCAUCUUGAAUCUUGUGACAGAUUGUAUACUAUUAGUCUUGCAUUUAUAUCUUCCAGUUUUAUUUUUCUUGUUAUAGUUUAUCCGGAAAAUUGUGGUGCUCCAGUAAUGCCCAAAGGGAGUGUGUAUCCAUUGCAAUCUGAAUACACAAUUGGAGAUACCAUCACAGUUUACUGCCAUCCAAACCAUUCUUUUUUUGAUGAAACCACAAAGAUGACUGUAAAAUGCAAAGGCUACAAUCAGUGGGAUCCUUCUAUACAACCAUGUUUCUGUAUGUAUAUAAAUCCAUAUAUAAAUGUUCCUUUUAACGCCAUACUCAAGACAGGUAUUUCCCAUUAUCUACAGGUAAAUCACAGAUGGGCAGACACACCCACACCAUUAUAUGUGGUUUUGACAUCUUCUGAAGCUGCUUCAUUCUUCUAGCAGUUUUUUGUUUACUUUUUUGUUCAUUAUUACAUUUAUAUUCCACCUUUCUUCCAUAGAGUUCAGGGUGGUGUACAUAGGUCUAUGUCUCCCAAUUUUAUCUGUACAUCAACAGUGGAAUGCUGUUUGGGCCAAGAGACAGUAAAUGGCCCAAGGUCACCUAGGUAGCUUCAUGGCUUACUGUGGAUUUGAACCUGGUCCUUGUCUAAUCCCCCCCGCCCCCCACAAAGGUAUCUUAAGUACAAUUUGACAGACUUCUGUCAUGUGUAUUUACAUGAAUGCUUUCACUUGCUUUCCAGAACAUUGGCUGCAUUGGUCUAUUGGACUAAAAAUGAUAUAUUUUAAUCCCAAUGACAGUUGAUAUUUUUAUUUUAGUGGUAUGCUAGCUGCUGUGUGCACCUCAUAAUAUCCUGUCCCUGAUUAGAGAUUCAGUUCUGGGUCCCUUUGCAUGAAAGUUAGUACUGAAUGUGGCUUACAUGAAUGUGGCUGGCCAUGGGAUUGCCCAGCUGCCAUAUAUGAGCUUUCUUCUUGCCAAUACCUAGAAUUUUAGUCUUUGCAGUAAUAAUAGGUGCUGUUUCAUACAAAACUUAGUUGCUCAGUAACUUCCAUAUUCCAGUUAAUGUGGUGGAGAUAACUGCAAUAGCAUCAGCAUGCAGAAGGCCUGAAAUUGAAGUAUUCCAAACCACUCAGUUCUUGUACAAUGUUUUUAAUAUGAAAACAAAUCAUUAGUGAAAAAAUCCAUUGGAGUGAUAGAGCAAAAGCUGCAACUUUGGAAUCCUUUCAUUUUGCACAAUGCAAGAAUGGGAUGGGGUUAGAACCAUGACAAAUAGGCCAGGGCUGCAGAGUUGACCAGUGGAAGAAGUAAAAGAGAAGGUACAAUACUGUGGCUGUGAACUGGAUUGCACCCUCUCUUAACCUUUUCCAGGGAUCUACAAACUAGCUAUCAAUAUCUAAUAGGAUGCAUCACACCAAGCUUUGCAAACAUGACCUAAAAAUCUUCCUUUUAGCCCCAUCCCAGGAGAAAGAAGUAACAAUGCCACCUGGAUGAUGAAAGAAUGUUCACUUAGAACAGAGAGACAGAGCUGGGUGUCAUCUGCUUAUUGUUGACACUUCACUCCAGAUCUCCUAAUGGCAGCUCCCAGACACUUCUGACAGAUGUAAAAUAGCACAAUAUUAUACAUAAUAUCAGGAAGUUUUCUUAACUUUUUUGUAUAGAACAUUCUGCAUUUUGCAAAAUCAAGUUGCACAAGUAUGAAUUUUUUUCCUAUUUUGUGUGCAGUUUAGUACUUCUUUAUAUUAUUUUUAAUAGUUUUUUUGUGUUUUCAGCUAGAACAUCACCAGACACUACUGAACUCUAUAUCCGUAAUGGAAGAAUAAUCUAUGGGGAGAAAGAAUACUACAACAUUGGAGAUGAGGUUACUAUUCAAUGUGAUAUUGGCUAUAUUUUGAUCGGAUCACCUAAGAUUAAUUACAUCGGUGGGAAGGAAUGGUUGCCUGAUAUUCCAACUUGUGCUCUGAGUAAGCAUUAUAUUUCUGAAAAUACUGUUAUAAAUGCUAAAUCUCUGACCGGUGAGAGAUUUGGGGGUGCAAAUGCAUACCUCUAAGAUGGUGGUACCUGCAAAAACAUAUAUGGUUUUAUUUACACAUGCAUACAUACUUGUCAUCGGUUAACUGGAAUUGUGUUAACAUUCUGGUCUCUGCCCAUGGGUACAGCAUCCAUCUCAUCUCCAAGCUUGGACAUAUCAGGGUGCUUCUCAAGAAGGAUACCGGCCCCCGUCUUGCAGCUUUUGAGCAGGAUACAGGAGACAACAAUGAUAUCCAUAUCUAGCAAGGUAUAGAGGGACCUCCACCUUAACUUUAAAUGGCCAAAGCCUUUUCACAGGCAGCCAAGCUGAACUGUGGUAGUAGCUGAAGGUACAGUCCAUGCCUAUCCAUGUAGACCUGUAGGAAGACAUCAGCUACGGUUUGAAGGUGAAUGCCAGAAUGGUGAAGUUGAGGGGGCACAUGGAAAAAUCACUGACAAGCACCACUAGGCCAGGGAAGACUGGGCCAGCCUCUGGCUUGUCAGCAAGGAUGGGACAUCCAGAAGAUAGCUAUACCAUGUUUCCUCCCAAUAACACAGACAUUGACAUCCAUAAAGUAGCAGUUGGUGUUCACAACCUCUUGAAGAACUAUGCUGUAGAAGUACUUUUGGUUGUAGAACUCUGGACUGCAACCCUCUACAGCAAAAUGUGGAUACGGAAUGAAUCCUGGGCACCACUAGCCCAUGGGAAGUCAAGCUUCUAGAAGUCUUUGAGAAUUUUUAUUCUGACUCUUACUUUUAUAACAUCUUUCAGGUAAUAUUUGUUUAGUACCUAGUCAGUUUCUCUGAAGAUCUUGCAAGCUGAAUAUACCCACCCCAAAGGUGAUAUUCAGGGGCAAACAACCUUCUCUGAAGGCUAUAUUGUAAAUUGUCAGCACUAGGCACUUCUGAAUAGGCACUGCUCUUUGCAUCCCAUUUCCUGGUGCUGGAUCACAAGGUGUUAUCUCUUCAGUCAGAAUGUAGAAUUUUGACGUGGUCAUCUGAAACAUGACAUAGAAACUAGUGUUGUCCCAACCAUUACCAUCCAGCAUGGAUAACCAGAUCAGGAAUGUCUACUGCAUUGGGCUAAAUUCUGUGUUCAGAUGGUUACUCAUUAGUGAUGCAGCAGCCAUGGUGACACAUCUUGCACUCAGUUAAAACUGGUGCUUUUAGGGCAUUGACACAUGUAUAUUUGUAUGCAUGGAUAUUUAGUUUAAAUGAAAAUUUAAUAUCCAUUUGUAUGUGGAAUUGGGUCUUGUUAGUGGUUGAAUUGUCCACUCACAAAUCCCAAGACCCAAUACAAUUAUCAGAAAUGGUAUUUACAGACUAAAACACAUUCAGAGUGGAAACAGUUGAGGUGUAACUAUUUACAGAUAUUUGCAGAAAUGCUUCAUACUUCACAGCACACCUUUAUGAAGACUGCUCUUUUAAGAAAAUGGUCCUGGGCAUUUUUCUCUUAACCAGGGUCUCCCAGCUUUUGAGGCCCCUACCCACAAUUAAAAUUUAAAAAUGAUGAGUCAACAUACAAAUACAAAUUAACCAACCUCAUUCAACAAUCAAAACCUGCUUCCUUGCUUUCUUCAGUUUCAGAGCAAGAAAUCCACCUGAGGCCCAUGUCAAGCAGCUGCUUCUUACCCCACUCCCACAUUUCAAUUUCGAUAUUUGUACCCCGCCCAUGUGACUGGGUUGCCCCUGCUACUGUGGGCGCCUUCCAACAUAUAUUAAAACAUAAUAAAACAUUAGACGUUAAAAGGCUUCCUUAUACAGGCCUGCAUUCAGAUGUCUUCUAAAGGUUAUAUAGUUACUCAUCUCCUUGACAUCUGAAGGGAGGGCAUUCCACAGGAUGGGUGCCACUACUGAGAAGGCAAAAACCUGCUACCAUGCACACACAUUCAAGAAGUCCCUCAAGUAGCUGCCUGCCAGCUGCUCCAUGUGACUGGCAGACAGCAAAGCAAACAACAGUUUCUGCACUUCCUCUCCCACCCCAACACACAUUCUCAAAAGCUUCUGAAGUAGACGUUUGAUGUAGCUGACAGGCAAUAAAACAAAUUAAUUUUCCUGUUUGUGAAAAUCUGUAAAUGGUCUGCAUAAUCCUCAAGUAUUUCGUUUUAAAAUGAUAUUUGCAACUUUAGUAUUUUAAAAGGAAGUUCUUACCACAGCAAAAAACAAUUAUGAUUUGAGAUUUGAGUCAUGUAAAGUCAACAUUUAUUCUUUUAAACCCAUGUGGUUUCUUAAUAUAAUAUUAAUUUUUGAAGUGCCUGUCGUGUAUGUAUGGUGUGUGUGUGAAAAUGAGUUAAGUAAACAUACCCACCAGCUCUGAUACAAAAUCCACCUUGAGCUGCAGUACUUCAGUUUAUAAGCCAUUUCAGAUGUUGCUGCCAGUCCGAAUGUGUAGCCUUUCUAUAAUUAGUCUUACAAGGUUUUAUUCUGAGACGUUUGCUUAUUAGAACCAUUUCCCCCUUUUUUCUAGGUGUUUUCCUGAGACUACUUAUAGCUGGUAUGUAAUUUCUUGAAAAUGAAUGGGGGAAACAUGGCCAUGCAUUAUAGUUUUUUACAUACCGAUAUUUUAUACAAUUUAAUAUGCAAAAAAUAUGAAAUGGUAUAAAACACUGCUUUGUGAAAAAUGACAAUAAUAUUAUGGGGUCAUAGAAAGCUGGGCACUAUGUAGCCAAAGAUAAGCAUUUUGAAGUUUCAUUGUAGAGAUUUAAGAAAUUGGGCCUUAAAAGUGCUUACAGUCAGUUGAUGAUUCUAGAUUCCCCCCCACACACACUUUUUUUCCUAAAUAGGAGUUUCUUUUUGUUGCACUGACUCUGGAUUAUUCAAGGACUGUUUGUGUGUGUUUACAUAUAAACACACACACACUUUAUUCCAAACAUUUACAAAGCACCAAAGUGUGCACAAUUUUUCAUAUUUCCAAAGCUUGGCAUCAAUGCUCAAAUCUUUGCUCAUCAUUUGUCUAAUCUCCUCUGUGGGUUGAGAUACAUCUUUAAACUCAGUGGAGUUUACUUUCAAGUACAGUUAGUAUUUCCCCCUAUGGAAGCAAUCCAAAUAAAUUUGCUGGCAAGUUUUACCUUAACAUUCCAAGAGGUAGAAUCAAUUUCAUAAUAAUCCUGUCUGUGAAACUGUAAUUUUAGAAUUUUGGCAUCAUAGUUAUUUCAGAUAGGUUCCCAUAACAAAACAACAAAGACAACAAAUCACCCGUCUUUACACCCUGAUAAUAAGUGGUUUGGUCUUAGAAUGACUUGUGACCACCAAAUGACAGUUUAAUGUAUUUUAUUGUUAAGUACAUUCAAGUGUGAAAUGUUUAUUAGUAAUAUUUGCAGAGCAUUUUCUAUGCUGUUUUUAAUUAUGCAUCAGUUUUAUUGACCUUUUGUGGGCUUUUUUACUAGAAUGGUGGUGUGUGUUUCUUCUUCUUUUUUAGCAAGCAUAUUACCUGUAUUGAUCCUGACACUUAAAUGGGCUUAUAAGAAAUGUUCACAAUCAAGGUAAAAGUUUUCUUAUCACCAAACUCCUAUUUUCCUUUCUGUUUUGCAUUUCUAAGGUCUACAACAUUUUAUCUAAAUAAAUAUACUCUCCUUGUAGAUAAUAAAUUGAUAUUCUCACAACCUUGCUAUGGGGGCUGUUUUGAAAUUUUAAAGGAAAUGCAAUAUACUUUUUAUAUUAAACCAGAGCUACCAAAUAUUGUUAACAAAAAAUGUAUUAAUUUCCCCUUUUUUGCUGAAUAUCCAGACAAGGUCAAGUUACAGUAUCUGAAUGCUUCAUCUACCUAGGCAUUGGUGUUCACUCUGUUCUGAAUGGGGUUGCCCAGCCCACACGAGGCAGGGUGAAGCCAAUUGGUGCCAAUGCUGGUGCUGUUUUCCACCGGCAGGAGGUCAGGCAGCACUUCUUAUUGUACCUCAAGUGGCGAAAUGGGACACAUGGCUCCUGGUUUCAGGCCGGGGUUGCCCCUUGUUUCAGCAUUGUUUCAACUGGUUGUUCCUUUGGAGUGUGGAAACUUUGGUUCUCCAAAUGUUUAUAGACUUCAAGUGCUAUCAGGCCCAGCCAGAAUAGCUAGCAGUUUCUCACCCCACAGUGCUUCAGAAACUGCAAUGCCUCCAAGCCCAUUUCUACACACAAUUCCAAAUUGUUUUAAGCUUGUUCACAUCUUGGGACCAGGUACAAAGGAUGAUCCUGUAUGUACAUGGUCCCGUCCAUACACAAAUUUCUGAAGUGGAGGCCUUUUUCUGAGUUUCAUCACUAUCUGAGGUCUCAUGGAUACUGGAGAAAGGAUUUUCUCCAGAAUGAAGGCUUAGCUGACGUGUUCAUUGAUAUAAUUUUGAUGCCAGGUGAUUUAAAAAAAAAUAAUCCCAAGACUUAAUCAAAUUUACUCUGUCACUUCUGUUCUCCGACAGGCUACCAAAGGGAGAACAAUGUGGCAUAUGAAUGAAGUCACAGAAGUCACUAAUGUUGUCACUUGGGCAGUAGCAGGAAAUAAAGGAGAGGCAGAAACAGAGCAAGAAUACCAGAUAGAAAGCAGACGUCUGGAGGAAAACCAAACCGGUCUUCUCCAAUGAGUAGUUUUCAGUACCAGAGCCAAGGGGACAGUGUAUGAGCCAGAUUUGACAUAAUCUUCACAACAUGAAGAGCCAAUCAGUGGCGGCAACUGGGUAGACUCAUCUUAUUAUUCUCUUUCUUUUCCUUCCCCUUCUUUCCUUCCCCUUCUUUGGCCCUUUACUUACAUGUUACAGGACAGUCAGAACUCUGUUGAGGAACUCAGCAAAAACCACUGUACCAACUGUAUAGGUAGGAUCUCAUAGUGCUGCAUCCCACUACCUUUGUGUGAACUGCCCCUUUCUCCUGCUGAUUGAGCAUAAGAUUCCUGACAGGUAUAUGCUACAACAUGUAGUUUUAUGAAGAAAGCAACAAAGGCACAUACUAUGCAAUAGUCCCUUCUGAAAUUGCAAGAUUUUGAAUCUAGGGCAAUAAUCACCUUAAAAAUAAAAUAACAGUAUCAGUGAAA